Nerophis lumbriciformis (worm pipefish) is the source of this 426-nucleotide messenger RNA. The record is from RefSeq and is a predicted model, not a curated record. Lineage: Eukaryota; Metazoa; Chordata; Actinopteri; Syngnathiformes; Syngnathidae.
AUGUCUGCACUGAGCGCCAUGUCUGCGGACAAAAUCAGCGAUUUGCUGGAUGAGUACGGGAUAAAACACGGUCCUGUUGUCGAGUCCACCCGAAGAUUGUACGAAAAGAAAAUCCGAGAAGCCAUGGCCAAAGGAGAAAUGGUUUCGCUGACAAACCCGGACAAAACCUACUACAGAGAGGAAGAGGAGGAAGUUACAUAUGUUUACAGUACACCUGCCAGGAGUGAUUUACCAAAAGAAAAACACUACAGCUACGGCACAGGAGCAACACCCGUGAAAUGGCAGCAAGAUGUUCCCAAAGCACCUCAAUCAUCACUCUCCAUCCCGGUCUGGGUGCAGUUGGUGUUCUUUGUCGUCGCGGUGAUCUUCCUCUACUUUGUCUUCUCAAACAUGGAGACAAACGAUUACACCAGGAGCAUAGAAUAG